CCGCCCCGGAAGCAGCGGGGAAGGCGGCGGGGCCGCCAUGGGCCGGGCAGUGACCGUGGCCACCUGCGCCCUCAACCAGUGGGCUCUGGACUUUGAGGGCAACCUGGAGAGGAUUUUCAGAAGUAUCGACAUCGCCAAGAGAAAAGGAGCCCGGUACCGGCUUGGUCCAGAGCUCGAAAUCUGUGGUUACGGCUGCUCAGAUCACUAUUAUGAGUCAGACACACUGUUGCAUUCGUUUCAAGUUCUGGAAAAGCUCUUGGAGUCUCCAGCUACUCAAGAUAUUAUCUGUGAUGUGGGAAUGCCUGUUCUGCACAGGAAUGUUCGUUACAAUUGUCGAGUGAUCUUUUUAAAUAAGAAGAUUCUUCUGAUCAGACCAAAAAUAUCACUGGCAAAUGGAGGAAACUACAGGGAACUUAGAUGGUUCACCCCAUGGAGUAAAGCAAGGCACGUGGAGGAAUAUUUUCUACCCAGGAUAAUUCAGGAAGUGACGGGACAGGAAACUGUUCCUUUUGGGGAUGCAGUGCUAGCAACCAAAGAUACCUGCCUAGGGGCAGAAAUAUGUGAAGAACUUUGGGCACCAAACAGCCCUCACAUUGAGAUGGGACUUGACGGCGUGGAAAUUUUCACCAACUCUUCCGGGAGUCACCACGUGCUGCGGAAGGCUCAUGCCCGGGUGGACCUGGUGAAUUCUGCCACAGCAAAGAAUGGUGGGAUAUAUAUUUUAGCAAACCAGAAAGGCUGUGAUGGUGAUCGUCUGUAUUACGAUGGCUGUGCCAUGAUUUCCAUGAAUGGAGAAACAGUUGCACAAGGAUCCCAGUUUUCACUCGAUGAUGUGGAGGUGCUGGUUGCCACUCUGGACCUGGAAGAUGUUCGAAGUUACAGAGCAGAGAUUUCAUCUCGUAACUUGGCGGCAAGUAAAGUGAAUCCUUAUCCCAGGGUAAAAGUGAAUUUUGCUCUGUCGUGUCCUGACGAUGUAGCUGUUCCUACUUGUGUGCCAAUCCAGUGGAGACAUCACAGUCCUGAGGAGGAGAUCAGCCUUGGACCUGCAUGUUGGCUCUGGGACUAUUUAAGGCGUAGCAAACAGGCAGGAUUUCUCCUACCUCUGAGUGGUGGAAUUGACAGCUCUGCUACAGCUUGCAUCGUGUAUUCCAUGUGUCACCAGGUUUGCCUGGCAGUCAAGAAUGGCAAUGCAGAUGUGCUGGCUGAUGCACGCAGGAUUGUGAAUGAUGAGACCUACAUCCCUCAGGAUCCUCGGGAAUUGUGCAAGCGUGUCUUCACCACGUGCUACAUGGCUAGUGAGAACUCCUCCCAGGAUACCUGCAACAGGGCUAAACUGCUGGCUGAGCAAAUAGGCAGCUACCACAUUAACCUGAACAUUGAUGCAGCUGUGAAAGCUGUUGUGGGGAUCUUCAGUGUGGUGACAGGUCGAACUCCCCGUUUUUCUGUCUAUGGAGGGAGCAGCAGAGAGAGCCUGGCACUCCAGAAUGUGCAGGCUAGAAUAAGAAUGGUCAUCGCCUACCUCUUUGCUCAGCUGACACUGUGGGCUCGUGGAAUGCCAGGGGGACUGCUGGUGCUGGGAUCAGCCAAUGUGGAUGAAAGUCUCCGUGGUUACUUGACCAAGUACGACUGCUCCAGUGCUGAUAUCAACCCCAUCGGUGGCAUCAGCAAGACUGAUUUGAAGAACUUCAUUCAGUAUUGCAUUGAAAACUUCCAGCUCACAGCCCUCAGAAGUAUCAUGUCAGCUCCACCCACUGCGGAGUUGGAGCCCCUGGUGGAUGGACAGGUGGCUCAAACUGAUGAGGCGGAUAUGGGGAUGACAUAUGCAGAGCUCUCAGUCUAUGGGAAAUUAAGGAAAAUUGCAAAGGCUGGACCAUACAGUAUGUUCUGUAAGCUGAUUACUAUGUGGAAGGAAAUUUGUACUCCAAGAGAGGUGGCAUCCAAGGUUAAGCAUUUCUUCAGGAUGUAUUCAGUCAACAGGCACAAAAUGACCACCCUCACCCCUUCCUACCACGCUGAAAACUACAGUCCAGACGACAACCGAUUUGACCUGAGGCCUUUCCUCUACAACACCUCAUGGUCCUGGCAGUUCAGGUGUAUAGAUAAACAGUUCAGGACCUGUCUGAAGGGAUCUGCUUAAUUGCAGAAUUAAGACUUGACCUACAUCAGCAUGGGGAAAGCCACUGUAAGAGGCAGCAAUUCACUGUGAGUGCUUCUCCCACCUCCUUCUGCAACAAUUCCUUUUUUGAAUCUCAAGGUGGUUGACUCACAAAUACAUGUUUGCUCAAACACAGCAGCAGUAAUGGUACCGUGCUCAGUUUGAGCACUGUGAGGUGGGGAGGGGCUCAGGCAAUUAUUGGAACCAUGCUUAACUUUUUGUAGUUUUUAGUCACCCCUUCAAACUUAUUUUAAUGCCUCUUUUAUGGCAGAAGUGCUGGGUGAAGAAUUUUAGCACCUUGAAGUUUUUUUCUGCCAGAGAUUUUACACCCCGGUUGCUUUUAAGAAUAUGUUUAUACAUGUAAUAAAAUAUUAAUUCCUUCAUCUGAGAAAUGCCAGACAUGUUGUAAUAGUGUUUUACUACCUUGAAACCUGGGAUAAAAGCUACCAUGUGCAGUACUUUAUUGUAAAGUAUGAAUGGUGGGAGAUUUUUUUACAUCAUAUUGGACUUUUUCCCACUGAAGUCCAGGACAAAAGUUCUUUUGGCCUCUGUGGGAGUCAGGCAAAAUGUUUUUGUAGGGUCUGGACCAAAAUGUAAUUAUAUUAUGCUUACAGUAAAUUUGAUUAAGGUCUUUUAAUGAUGCAGGGUAUUGUUACACUCUUUAACUAGAUUAGUAUGUAAUAGCAGUUGUGCUAUGCAAGGGUAGUGGCCAUUGCAACUUAUUCCUGAAAACUGGGAGACAAGUCUGGGGAAGAUUUUAUUGUGUAGGCAACAGUAACCUGAACUGAUAACUCCUGCAGCUCUUUGCAAGACUGGAAAAUAAUAACUUGCAAUGGUUUGAGUCAAAUCUGCCCUAUUCAAGAAAUGGAAUAUGGUAAGAGCUGCCUCUGAUCGUAGGUGUUCAGCACAAUUGUAAUUCUGAAGAGAAUCACUCUCUUGGACAGUGUCUCACUCAUCAUUCUGCUCCUGGGACUCAAUCUGCACUUAAGAUUUUUCUGGCAUAGUAACAGGACUGUGGAAAUACAGCAUAAAAUUGACAUAAAACCCACCUUUAGUUAGGUAAUGCCAGGUUUUCCUGUGGGAGAGUCAUGUUACAGCUUGAGCUCAUUUGUAAAUGGAAACAAUUUGGAGUGCUAAUGAUAGAGAAAUCUGUUGGAUUUGUAGAAAGUACUUUUCUGCUUUGGAUGUCUGUAGUGUAGUCAAGCCAGUUUAGUUAUCCACUCACUUUUAGUGCAAAAUUCCCUUUGUAUUUGCUGCAGAAGGAACAGGGGUAAAAGGAAGUUGAGAUCAUAGCAUUUACUGGGAAUUGCCAGAUUUGUUCUUGGAGUCUUAAUGUCAUUCAGCUCUGCCUGGCUGAGGGGGCUUAGAGCAACCCUAGGAACUCCAGCAGCACUGUCUGUAGCUUCUGCCUUGGAGUUGUGUCUGAAGUGAAGGAUUUGUGGUUAGAGCAUGCACUUCCAGGUGCCAAAACGUUCACUGGGAUUUUUAUAGCUGGCAUAAUUUGAAGGAACUGUGAUGCAGCUCAAAAGAAAGUUGGCACAUCUACCCAAAGGAUGAGUUAUCUGCAGGCUGUCUUCUGCUCCUUCCAGUGUCACACCACAAGAUUAGCUGCAUUUGGACAAACCAAAAGAUUUAUCCACUUCAUAAAAACCUGAUCUUUGUGUGUCACUUUUACAACCAGUAGCAGAUGCUGAUGGAAGCAUAAGCUUAUUUUUGCUAUUGAAUUUGUUUCCUUUUUAC
Corvus hawaiiensis (hawaiian crow) is the source of this 3895-nucleotide messenger RNA. RefSeq names its product NAD synthetase 1 (gene NADSYN1). Gene Ontology annotation, biological process: NAD+ biosynthetic process. Gene Ontology annotation, cellular component: cytoplasm. Bases 38 to 2137 code for a protein of 699 amino acids. The transcript has 21 exons. Gene Ontology annotation, molecular function: ATP binding; NAD+ synthase (glutamine-hydrolyzing) activity; glutaminase activity. NCBI's taxonomy places the organism in Eukaryota, Metazoa, Chordata, Aves, Passeriformes, Corvidae. The record is from RefSeq and is a predicted model, not a curated record.